This is a messenger RNA of Cinara cedri, 663 nucleotides long. NCBI's taxonomy places the organism in Eukaryota, Metazoa, Arthropoda, Insecta, Hemiptera, Aphididae. The record is from the annotation of a GenBank genome assembly.
AUGAGCAAGUCAAAUAAUUCCCAAGAUCAAAAAGCUGACUCGAAGGCGACCAACAGCGGGAAUUUGGCCGAGGUGGCGGAUACGACACGGCGGCCAUCGUCGAGCUCGACCAAGCCCACUAGGAUAUGCGUCAAACGGUCACCGGCAUUAGCGUUCAGCUCGGUGACGGACGAUCGGUGGCUUGCGGACGUGUUCCAGUGCGACCCGCCCAGCUGUGUGCCGAACGGUUGCAUAAAACCGGAACAACAUUACGCGUGCGACAGGCAGGCGGCCAAGGCGUUGGCGCAAUACAUGUCACCCGAGGACCGCAGGAAGGUGAUGAUGUGGCUGGGAACGCUGGAAACAAUGACGUCGGACGAAGACGAGCUGUCCGAGCGGUCCAUGUACCUGACGUGCCUGGUGAUGUUGCUAAGCACCGGGCAGCUGGUGCCACCGUUCACAAGGUCACCACCCGCGCAGCCACUCAAACCACUCCGAGACGCUAUCGACAAGCGCCUGUUCAAAAAGGUCCAGAGCGAGUGCCGGCGGCGCAGGAUAUACGACUGGACCCGGUACGAACAACCGGACCGUAACGUAGCGCAAAGGCCACCAGACUUUUUUGACCACAUGCCCGCGCCCAACAACGGCAUUUUAUGUUAUGGCGCCACGUUCAGUACAAUGUAG